CCGUCCAAAUCGUCGAAAUGGCUGCCACCGGACCGAAGGUCAAUCCCAAUAUAAAGAACCAACUUGAAUUCCUCAGGGCUUGCCGUUUGUUCAAUAACUAGAUGCAAUUGAGAAAGAAAGAACGAGAGACAGAGAAGGAGCGAGAGCGAGUGGUCCCACACCGAUCCCUGAAGGUGAAAGGGCUCUCGCUGCGCUGGACGAAAUGCCAGUCAUCGUGGGGAACAGUCGUCGUCCGUCCGGUCCACCCGAUCUCAGCCGCUUUGGACGUCCUCGUGAUUGUUGCCGGAGACGUGGAAGGGAACCCAGUGAGUGGCCAGGAAGGAAACUUCCAACAACCAAGCCCAACUCGCUCUUCUUCCCCGCUCUUAGUCUCCUCCGCCGCCUCCUCCUCUUCCUUUUCCUUUCCUUGGGCUCGGUCUUCCAAGGCCGCUUUUUUGGCACAGUCGGCUUGGAACCAGUUUUUAGAAGGGCUCUCUACUUUUGUGGUUCUGCUUGUAGGCUGGCCUUGCUCUCUGUGGCAUUGCACUCAUUUAGUCUGUGAUUGCUGCCUCGAGUGUUAAGAUGACUUUUUCUGGCUAUGCGCAAAUAGAGACAAUGGUGGCGUGGGUGCUGACCAUCGACAGACUAGAUUAAAGUGUCCCACAUACCGAGGUUGACGUUCUUCAUGAGAAUUGAAAUCGACACUGCCACCCAUUGGGUCGGACGGGGAAAUUAAACCGUUGGUGAGGGUUAGGCUAAGCUGGCUGCGGCCUUGCUUGCCAUCGAAGGUCGCUCUAGUGUCCUACGGCAGCGCUUUUCCUGCCUGUGAAUCGAUUCGGUAGACGAUGUGCCAUAAAAAUGAUCGCUUGUAACUUUGUGCCUAUCCUAGAUAAUUCUUGUAGUGGUGGCAGUCUUAGAGUGGCAACGUUCUCAUUGACGAGGGCCAUUGCCUCCCUCUCCUGUGUUCAAUUGUACCAAUCACGAAAUCCCGAACGGAAUGGAGAGAUUAAGUGUCGGGCGAUGCAAUCGCCUCUCGCCCAGUCGGUUGUCGCCCAUCCCUUCCGGUGCGAACAUAUUCCCCACUGUCCUUGAAGAACCCAAUAGCCCUUCAGCAGAAGACAAUCAAAAGGAUUUUUACACCUGUACCACUAGUUCUUCAAACGGAGCCGGGUCCGGGACCAGUUUUGGCAGUGCCUACGACCAACAAUCUCAACCUCGUCGACACCGCCGACGGCUGCCCCUUCUUUCGAACACAGCCGCAGCUUUGUCCAAGAGCAAAAGCAGCUUGAGCUUCGAUUCCGGGAUCUCAUGCCUCCUCUCCGAGUCGGGUUCACCCUCCCCGCCCCUGACUGUGGACCCAAUGGAAACCUACACCCCUGGCUCAAAUGUUAGCGCGUAUCACACACCCACCAGUGACAUUGGGUCUCCUAUUAUUUCCCGACAGCAUUCGUACUCUUCCUCCUCGUACUCGAACUACUUGUCCGCCACGUCGUCGCCAUGCCACUCUCCGGGGCCUCCGAAAUCACCCAGCCGGUUUCAAAGGUUUCAACGCUCCAUGUCAACCACAGCCAGUCACAUCCCACCCCCUGUCAGUCCGACGCUGAAAAGACCCAAUGUGUUUAACUCGCGUCGAUUUUCUGAUAAUCCCUCGACCAUCGACCCGCCCCCAUUCAGUUUCUCGCCGUCUCGGACCUUGUCCCCAAUAUCAGUGUCACCGCAACAUAUAUCAAAAUCUCCUUCACCUUCCUACUCCAAUCACUCGUCGAAAUCCUCCCCUGUACAAGGUCGUGAGGGAACAUCUCCUUCGUCGAACCUGAAACCAUCGUGUUCGUUCCACUCCAAUGACUCCGAUGAGAGUCCUCCAAACUUGCCCUCUCCUGGAAGCCCUACAAACAGCAAGGCAUCGGUUUCCCACUUAGAGAGAUCAUCUUCGCCCAUAUUUAGAAGCCGUCGUCUAUUACCAGAGACUCCGAAGGUUCCACAAACCAGGGAUUACGCUAGUUCUCAUCGACUCCUAGUAACUGGCAGCGGAAGCAACAACAACGUCAGCACCCACAAUAGUAGCAACUGUAGUAGCAGUAGCAACAAUAACGGCAGUAUCGGUAGCUGUGCAAAUCAAAGUUCGACGACGCCCGGUUCCUCCAAUUCAAGAUCCACCUUCAAUUCUAUUCUGCACAAAGAGAAUAUUGGCAUCAAAGAAGGACGAAAGUCUCUGAGCUCUCACGACUCCUUUGAUUCUGGAGUUUACUCGAGAAGCACCACGUCGGAUUCGAGGAAAAUGUCUUCACCCGGAGCCAUCGGAAGAGAUACAUCUCCGGCCUUGAUGCGUCACAAUAGUUGGAGGCAGAGACGAGCCAAGCUUCCUGAACCUCCACGGCAGUCUUUAGCUAGUUCCACAUCUGGACUAGAUUGGAAAUCAGAUUACAAGAACAGUCAUCAAGGUAGCUCUAGCGCCCGGUUUCGUAACUAUUCGCCGAUGAGGAGUAUGACGCUACCUGAAGGGGACUUGGAUCCGGACUGUUCGCUGAAACUGGACGACACCUCCGCCUACGCGUACAAAUAUACACCUGCAACAUACAAUCGAUACCAUUCCGGAGGGAUAGGGUCUGGUUACUCGGUAUCUGGGUCCCAUCGGGUCCAUUUUGAGCGCCAUAGCAUGGAUUUCGCCGAAUCUCUAAGAAUAUCCCCUGAGCAUGAUCUUCCGACCCAUCAGCGCUCCCUGACACACUGUGAUUCCCUAGAUAGCUCUAAGCACGCGUCUCAACUCACGGAUCCUGACUAUUCCUAUCUCUUCGAGAGGUUCAAGUCUCACAAUCAUGACCCACGGCACCACGACGAGGAUGAAGAAGAAGACUACAUGCAUUCGGAAGAAAUUGACAGCCGAGCAAUCAUUAGACAUGCGCCUUCUCCUCCUCCAACCAAUUCAAGCAGGGAGCAACGGGCAUCACCAAGCUUGCAUUUAUUGUCAAUUUUGAUUACCAUUCAAUACCUUUUGAAGAUCAUUUAUCGCUGUCACCAAGACCGCGGCCCGAUGUUGUCUCCACAUCGUCGUCCUCGAGCUCGUCAAUCAUGGUGUGGACGGGCCCAAAAUGAGAGAUUCUAAAAGUCACAGCUUUCCGCUGGCUUGUGUCUCAGAUUGAAGAAAGCCGGGAGAAAUCACAUGAGCUUCAUUGUCCAAGCCGACGCCAACGGUCCCUGUUUGGGAUGCGUCAACAAAGUAUGGAUCAUCACGGGCAAUGGACCUGAUAGUCCACAAUGUGUCUGUUCAAAUGAUCAUUACUUGACAGAUGAUAACCAAGGGGGUUACAAUCAGGACUCGAGUCAAAUUCGUCGCUCUCGGCUUUUCCAUCAGAGUAGUAGUGGAAGCCAAACUGGGAGUGGAAGUCAAAGUGAGUCCUCUCGGCCGAUGACCGACGGACUCGUUGGACUUCCUUCUCUCAUGAAAUAUCUAUGGAGAUGAAGACGACGACGACGGCGACAGCGACGACGACAAUAAUGAUGAAGACGAUGA
Tigriopus californicus is the source of this 3490-nucleotide messenger RNA. RefSeq lists its product as uncharacterized. The coding region runs from base 977 to 3082 and encodes 701 amino acids. Lineage: Eukaryota; Metazoa; Arthropoda; Copepoda; Harpacticoida; Harpacticidae. The record is from RefSeq and is a predicted model, not a curated record. The transcript has a single exon.